Messenger RNA from Anisakis simplex (herring worm), 498 nucleotides. NCBI's taxonomy places the organism in Eukaryota, Metazoa, Nematoda, Chromadorea, Rhabditida, Anisakidae. The record is from the annotation of a GenBank genome assembly.
AUGCGUAGGCUUAAACCUCAGAAGAAGCUGAUUUGCAAUUGGCCUUAUAAUAUACUCUAUGAGAUUCGCAGGUUUACUGAAUCACAAAGAAAUCCUCUAACCGAUCCAUUGGUGCUGUGGCUCAAUGGUGGUCCUGGAUGCAGUUCUUUAGGUGGUUUAUUGUCUGAGUUGGGUCCGUAUUGGAUAAAUCCAGAUGGUGCAACGUUCACCGAGAACGCUUUCUCAUGGAAUAAGUUCGCCAACGUCCUAUUUCUUGAGUCCCCAAGAAAUGUCGGUUUUUCGUACCAAAACAUGUCUGAAAAUCAAGAAAGCAAGUAUAAUGAUGAACUGACGGCUCGGGACAACUUCUUGGCUGUGAUGGACUUUUUAACCGUGUAUCCCGAAUACAUAAACCGAGAUUUCUACGUCAGCGGAGAGUCAUACGGUGGUGUGUACGUGCCAACAUUAGUAUCGCUUAUGAUUGACGAGAUUCAGGAUCCAAUUCAUGACGCACCCUGA